CUAACAUUGUCAUAUUAGUACUAAGUACUAAGGCUACUUACCUUAGGUAGCAGACUCCUUGUUUAACUACCUAGACUCAAAUCUUAGAAUAGUGAGGUAUAUUAGUAAGUAAACGAAGUUUUAACUUCGCGUGAGACAAGUCUAUUCCAACCUCACCCCAUGCCACCACAUCCAGUACACAUCUAGAAUCACAAAGCGCGCCGAAUCUCAAAGAACAAAACAACGCCGCAAUCAAGCCCGAGAGCGAAAUUUCAUUCGUCACUCUACUCUCUUCUUGGCUCCAACCCACCACCUGGCAUCACUCAAGCUCACUCCACCCUACUUACCCAUCAAACAGCCACCUCAGCAAGCCCCUCACAAUGGCACCCCCAACACCCAAAUCCCUAUCCCACAUCUCCCUCCUCUACCGCAUCUACUUCCUCUACUUCGAGCCCUUCGGCGCCGUCUCAGGAACCUACCUCUGCAUCUUCCGCCCCCAGCGCUUCCUCUCGGGUACUCUCCCCCUCCCGGCCUACCUCGCAUUCUCAUCUCCCUCUCCAUCCUCCAUCUCCGCACGAACCAUCCCCCUCACACCACUCCACACCCUCCUCCUCAUCAACAUCGCAUCCCUGUACCUCCUCUUCGCCGUCACCGAAGGCGUGGUCCUGCGCUUGACGCGCCAGAAGAGUAUUUGGUUGGCUGUGAUUGUGGGCAUGGCGUGUGCGGAUGUUGGGCAUUUGGGGGCCGUGUGGUGGGUUGAGCCGGGGAGGAUGGCUGAAUUUGCGGGGUGGAACAGUGAUGAGUGGAUUAAUUAUGGGACGUUGAUAAUGGGGCUUGGGUUGAGGUUGGCCUUUUUGGCGGGGGUGGGGAGGAGAUGAGGUGAGAUGAGAUAAGAUUGUGAGGUGAGGAGGAGAGAUUGUAAGGGAAUGAGGCUGUGAGGCUGUGAAGGAAAUUGAAAUUUUUGAAGAUGGGUUCGGAGGAAACCUGGGAUUUGAUGACUGGGAGGAUGAAGAUUGACAUAGGAAGGGAUGACAGAGGACACUUGUGAAAGAUUCUGAACUUUGGAAAGAGAAAAUCGAGUUGGACAUUUAUUUACUCAUACAUUGAAGACUCCCAAUUAA
Molecule: messenger RNA, 1100 nt
Organism: Cadophora gregata
Lineage: Eukaryota; Fungi; Ascomycota; Leotiomycetes; Helotiales; Ploettnerulaceae
Exons: 1
Coding region: 360-857 (165 amino acids)
Source: RefSeq, a predicted model, not a curated record